GCGAAGCCUUUUUCUUCAACGGACGCUGAUUGAACGUAUCGGUUCUUCACAGACUACGAACGUGGACGGACAGAAAGACGUUUCUAUCCACUACUAGGAGCGAUGGCAGACUCAGGUGGUGUCACAGCGGCAGAUUCUUUCUCACCAACGGCAAUUAAGAAAAAGUCCCGCUGGUUAGCAUGGGCAGCUUUCAUCAGCGCCAUAGUGUUCAUGUUGGCCACUGGAUACUUGGGCUACCGCGUCUGCAAGUCUAGCAAACAGUUGGCCGUCGUGGAAGAGCAGUUGGCAACGGCUGAAGGAACGAUCGCCCGGCUAGAAGAGAAAGAUCCUGUUUGCAACACUAAAGAAUGUGUUAUUUCAGCUGCUGUUUUGAUGGAAGCCAUGGAUCCGACUGUCGAUCCUUGCCACGACUUUUACCAGUUUGCCUGUGGUGGUUGGCUCCGUAAAAACAGCGUUCCGGAUGCCAGUUCACGUUGGGGCCGAUUCCAUGUUCUAAGAGAACAACUCAUGUACAUUCUUAAAGACAUUUUGAGUGAACCAAACACCGUCCAGGAUUCGAAACCCGUUAAUAGCUCAAGAGAAAUGUAUCGAGCUUGUAUGUAUACCGAUGCCAUUGAAAAACUGGGCUUGACACCGUUGAUUCAACUGUUGAAUUCAUACGGUCGAUGGCCUAUGACAGUGGCCAACUGGACAGCCGAUCAGUUCGACUGGAAAUUGGCGAGUACAUCCAUCCGGAGAGACAUGGGUGAAAGUUUUCUCUUUGAAGUGUACAACUACCUCGACUGGAAAAAUACCAAUAAAAGCUCCAUUUACGUGGAUCAAACCGAUGUUGGGCUUCCAUAUUCCACUCUGAUCAAUGCAAAGUCUAAUUCGACAGCUAUCAUUAUGCAAGCUUAUGCCACUUACGUGUUUGAAUCAGCCAAGGCCGUUCGAGACGCAAUCCAGGGCGGAUCGAACGAUUCCGACAUCAUCCAUGAAGUGGAUCAGAUGAUAAACUUCCAAAUUGAACUUGCUAAAAUCCAAACUAGGCCGGAAGAACGGCGGAAUAGGACGAGGAUGUAUAAUGUUAUGCAACUUGGAGCCCUGCAACGAUGGACGAAUGUUGUACAUCUGAAUCGGGCAACUAGUUAUAUUAACUGGGCUAAAUAUAUCAAUGAUAUAUAUUCGGCGGUGAACGUGACAGUGUCUGAAAACGAACAAAUUAUCGUCAAGGAACCGCAAUUCCUCCGCAAACUUGUACGACUGUUGGAUCAAACAUCACCGAGAAUCAUAGCCAAUUACAUCCACUGGCGUUUGGUGAUGAAAGCGGGCGAUUAUACAAAUCAGCUGAUGAAUUCGGUGGCCUUCAAUUUCCAGAAGGUGUUUUACGGAGCAUCGGUUCCUCAGCCAAGGUGGCGAAUGUGUGUCGAUAAAGUUUCCUCCACAUUAGGAUUCGCUGUCGGUUCACUGUACAUCGAAAGGGCCUUCGACGGACAAGCCAGAAAAGAGGCCGUCGAAAUGAUUGGCCAUAUCAAAACGGCCUUCAGUUCCCUAGUUCAGGAAUCACAUUGGAUGGAUCAAGAGACUAAAAUCCGGGCGCUGGAGAAGGCGGCCGCCAUGAAAGAUUUUGUGGCGUAUCCGGAUUGGAUCCUUAAUAAAACUCGACUGAGCCAGAUUUACGAAGGGGUGGAGACGACUAGCAAGCACUUUGAGAAUGCCCUUAAUGUCACGCGAUUUUUAGAGCACGACAAGUUAAAAGCCCUUCGUUUACCAACAGAUCGGACAGCGUGGGUGACAUUCCCGUCAGUUGUCAAUGCCUUUUAUUCGUUCUUCUACAAUGCCAUCACUUUUCCUGCUGGAAUUUUACAGCCACCAUUUUUUGGAAAGGGUCGCUUGGCGGCCCUAAACUACGGUGGGAUAGGUGCAGUUAUUGGUCACGAAAUCACACAUGGAUUUGACGAUCAAGGACGUCAGGCGGAUAAAGAAGGUCGCAUCAAUUUGUGGUGGACUAAUCAAACUCUCAACAGAUACAUCAAGGGGGCGCAGUGUUUCAUCGAACAAUAUGGAAAUUAUACCUUCCCAGAGUUUGCUGGAACUGAAGCUUUCCACUUGAAUGGAAUCAUAUCACAAGGAGAAAACAUUGCAGAUAAUGGUGGCGUUAGAGAAGCUUUUUCGGCCUAUCAGAAUUACGUAGCUAUCAACGGCAGAGAGGCCCGUUUACCCGGCUUAGAGAAAUAUACACCGGAGCAGCUCUUCUUCCUCUCCUACGCCAACAUUUGGUGCGGUAAACAAACUACACAGAGUCUGAGACAACAAAUUUUAAACGGCCCGCACAGUCCUGAGAAAUAUCGGGUGUUGGGCACGCUAUCCAAUUCGAUCGAUUUCGCUCGACAUUUUCACUGCCCAAACGGGAGUGUCAUGAACCGUCCUAAUAAAUGCAUUCUUUGGUAAUGAUCAAUCAGCCCAUCUAGUAUACCAUGUCCUUCGUAAAAUGUUUGAAAAGCGAUAAACUGAAAUACAAGAUCACAAGUUCGGUUACGUCA
Molecule: messenger RNA, 2522 nt
Organism: Daphnia magna
Lineage: Eukaryota; Metazoa; Arthropoda; Branchiopoda; Diplostraca; Daphniidae
Product: neprilysin-4
Exons: 16
Coding region: 103-2430 (775 amino acids)
Biological process (GO): protein processing
Cellular component (GO): plasma membrane
Molecular function (GO): metalloendopeptidase activity
Source: RefSeq, a predicted model, not a curated record